Molecule: messenger RNA, 804 nt
Organism: Vigna radiata var. radiata (mung bean)
Lineage: Eukaryota; Viridiplantae; Streptophyta; Magnoliopsida; Fabales; Fabaceae
Product: histidine-containing phosphotransfer protein 1
Exons: 6
Coding region: 162-614 (150 amino acids)
Biological process (GO): phosphorylation; cytokinin-activated signaling pathway; phosphorelay signal transduction system
Cellular component (GO): nucleus; cytoplasm
Molecular function (GO): protein histidine kinase binding; histidine phosphotransfer kinase activity
Source: RefSeq, a predicted model, not a curated record
CUGUGACGGAAUAAAAAAGGGCGUCCCUGAAAGAAAGAGAGAAACAUUUGGAAGUAAGAAGGCGUACCAGUGAGCAGCGAGUGGUCAAAUUACGAAUCAGGGUUCACCAAUUUUCAUUCUUUCAAUUUUGAACUUCAACUGAAGAUCUGAAACCAUAGAAAAUGACGAUGGAUGUUAAUCAGUUGCGGGCCAAGCUGUGCGAACACCAAUCCGCCAUGUUUCAUCAGGGGUUCUUGGAUGAUCAAUUCAGCCAGCUUCAGAAUCUGCAGGAUGAGAGUACUCCUGAUUUUGUGCUGGAGGUUGUCACCAUGUUCUUUGAUGAUUCUGAGAAUCUCCUGAAAAACAUGGCACGUUGUUUAGAACAAGUGCCUGCUGAUUUCAAACAAAUAGAUGCUUAUGCUCAUCAGUACAAGGGAAGCAGUGCCAGUGUUGGUGCUGCAAGAGUUAAAAGUGUUUGCGCUAACUUCAGGCCUUUUUGUGAGACUAAGAACCUGGACGGGUGUAUCGAAUGUUUGCAACAAUUGCAACAUGAAUAUUCUCUGUUGAAAAAUCAUCUUCAAUACUUAUUCAAGCUCCAGAAAGAUAUUAAAGCUGGUGGUGGUUCUUUCUCAUAAUAUUGAUAUAUUGAAGUGAAGUUUUUCUAUGAAGCAAUUAUUUUUUUUUUUUAAUUUUCUGGGUUAUUCGUUGGCAAUUACGUCAAAAGUUUGAACCAUGGGAUACUGGUGAUAUGAAUAACAUUUCUUGUUUGUCUCAUAAUAUACUAUUCAUUCCCAAUAAUAUGCGAGACAAAUUUUUAAGUUUUGA